Molecule: messenger RNA, 2223 nt
Organism: Closterium sp. NIES-65
Lineage: Eukaryota; Viridiplantae; Streptophyta; Zygnematophyceae; Desmidiales; Closteriaceae
Source: the annotation of a GenBank genome assembly
AUGCAUGCGGGUAUGGCUAGCCUCCGCAGCAACCUACCACUGGACAUCCCUGCCACCCCAGGCUCCAGCCACGGGGGCAGCGGCAGACGCCCCUCCUCCCGAGGCGGCCCUGGGGGAGGCUUAUCCAGGGUGGGUAGCAGCUCGGGCAGGGCAGACCGGCUGCGAAUGGGGAGUUCAGGAGGAGGAGGAACAGGGGGAACAGGAGCAGCGGGUGUGGUGGAUUAUUCUAGUCCGAGAUCUCAGCUGAUAGGGGCGCUGGGUAUGGGUCUUCCCCUGGUGCUUCCAAGCCCUAUGGCAUACCCUGGUGGUCCUGGCACGCGCAGUGGGAGGUACUCUAACCUUGCUUCUCCUUCCCCCUCUGCCGCCCACAACGCCACUGCCGCACCGUUCAGCAUGAAAUAUGCACCGCUCUCCACCCCUUCCCCCCGCUCUGCGGGCAUCUGGAGGGAUCUAGAACCUUCCCCUCUGUGGUCCAGACCCUUGAGUAGGGAGGGGCGGGCUAGGGCAACACGAAUGGCGCCUGGAGGUUUUGGAGGGGGAGGAGGGCGAGGUAGCUGGCUGGGGCAGAGUGUGGGAGGGGAUUCGGGGUCAGGGGGAGGGGAUUCGGGGAGAACGGGUUCAAGGGGAGGGGAUUCGGGUUCGAGAGGAGGAGAUUCAGGGAGUAGGGGGUCAAGAGGAGGGGACUCGGUGGCAGGGGAGGUGGUAGAGGUGACCGUGUCUGGUGCUGCUGGUAUGGCCACUGCUGCUGCCGUCUCUGCUGCCGUUGCAGCGGUCGAUGCUGCUGCUAACGCUGCUGAUAAUGCUAGUAGAGCUUCUGAGGCUGCUGCUGUGGAGGGGGGAGGAGGAGCAGCAGCAGCAGCACAGUCCUCGGCACGAAUACCACUAGUGGGAGCAGCAAGGCUGAGCGUGGGCGUCAGAGGAGGCACACUCAAUGCCUCGAAUUCCUAUAACGACUCGUCCGGAGCGUCAUCCCCCUCGGAUGAUGCAUUUGACUUCAACAUGUUUAACACGCAGAUGCGCGCCAAUGUCGCCCUGCCCUCCCCCUCAGCCACUGCUGCUGCUGCUGCUGGUGCUUCUGCUGGUGCUGGUGGUGCUGGUGGUGGUGCUGGUGGUGGUGCUGGUGGUGGUGCUGGUGGUGGUGCGGCAGGUGGAGCUUCCGCUGCUGCUGCUCUUGCACCCACCGCUGCUGCUCCCAACUGUCCUCCUAUCAGUGGCGUUCACGGGGUGGGCGGCAGUGCAAUCGGCGCUGCUGCUGGUGCUGGUGGUGCUGCUGCUGCCGCUGCUGGUGGUAUCGGAGGUGCGAUGGGCAGUGGGGCGGUAUCAGAUCCGUCGCUCUAUUCCCAGUUGGUGUCAGGCAAUUUCGAUCUUCUCACAGGAGGCUAUUCCCCUCCUCCCAACAACGAAUCCUUUUCUUCCUUCCUCACCACCUUCGCCUCUGGCCCUGACCCUCCACGCUGUACUGGUGCACCUAGUAUGUCUGCCGCACUGCCAGUCGCGCCAGCAGCACCAGCUGUAGCGCCAGUUCCUUCUGCUGAUGUAGCACCUGUUGCUGUAGCGCCUGCUGCUGCUGGUGGUGCUGCUUCCCCACCUGCCGCUGCAGCCUCAACAUCGGCCUACGUUGGUGCAGAGGCCAACUCAGCCCCUGCUGCUGGUGGUAACCUGGGCUGCAGCGGGAGGGGCAGUGGGGUCGGCGGUGGGGGAAGCAAUGGGAUGAGCACUGGGAAUGGUGGUGCUAGCCGCAGCUUGGUGGCGAGGCACCUGGCAGCUCUGGAGUCUGCCGUGGGUAGCUCUUGGCCCGGGAAAGAGGCUGGGGAAGGGAAGCAAGCUGCAAAGCCUUCGACUCAAAAGCUGCUCUCACGCUCCUCACUACCAUGCUCCCCCUCCUCAUCUGCUUUUGAGUCGACUCAAAAGCUGCUCACACGCUCCUCACUACCAUGCUCCCCCUCCUCAUCUGCUUUUGAGUCGACUCAAAAGCUGCUCUCACGCUCCUCACUACCAUGCUCCCCCUCCUCAUCUGCUUUUGAGUCGACUCAAAAGCUGCUCUCACGCUCCUCACUACCGUGCUCCCCCUCCUCAUCUGCUUUUGAGUCGACUCAAAAGCUGCUCUCACGCUCCUCACUACCAUGCUCCCCCUCCUCAUAUGCUUUUGAGUCGACUCAAAAGCUGCUCUCACGCUCCUCACUACCAUGCUCCCCCUCCUCAUCUGCUUUUGAGUCGACUUAA